AUGGAGAGCAAGGUCCAUUCAGAGCUCUGCUUUCCACAGCUGGCCAACCUGUCCUGCAGGAAGUCCAUGUCUGAAUCAUCUGGAGAUGUCCUUUUGAAUGUUCUGCUGUCUUUAGCCUGUGUCCUCACUGUGCUGCUCAAUUUGCUCGUCAUUGUCGCAAUCUCCCAUUUCAGGCAGCUUCACACUCCCACCAACCUGCUCCUCCUCUCUCUCGCCAUCUCAGACUUCCUGGUGGGUCUCCUGGUUUGGCCUGGUGAGAUCUACGUCAACACAGCCUGCUGGGCUUUUGGCGACAUAGCAUGCUUUUGCUAUCAAUUUGCCUCCUUCAUCAUCACGUCCGCUUCAGUGGGAAACAUGGUGUUGAUAUCAGCUGAUCGUUACAUUGCCAUAUGUGAUCCCCUCCAUUAUAACAUCAAAGUCACUGUGAAAAGAAUCCAACUUUGUGUUUGUCUCUGCUGGUUCUUGUCUCUUUUGUACUGUUGCAUUCUUUUGAGGGAUCAGCUUGCUCAUCCGGAAAAAUGCAGCUCAUGUUAUGGGGAGUGUGUUAUUAAUGUUGACACGGAUGGCGGGAUUCUUGAUUUGGUUGUAAUUUUCAUCCUCCCUCUCAGCAUUAUCAUCACGCUGUACACCAGAGUGUUCAUGGUUGCUAUGUCUCAGGCGCGAGCCAUGCGUUCUCACGUCACAUGUGGCAAAGUACAGAAUUCUGUCCCUUUAGGCGCAAAGAAAUCCGAGCUGAAAGCGGCCAGGACUCUCGGUGUUCUGGUUCUUGUCUUCCUUGUCUGCUUUUGUCCAUUUUACAUUUCUUCUCUCGUAGGUGACAUAAGCUUUUCAUCAUCCGCACAUUAUGUUGUCUACCUGUUUGAUUUCAACUCGUGUGUAAACCCCUUGAUUUAUGCCCUGUUCUACCCCUGGUUUAGAAAAGCUGUUAAACAUAUUGUAACUCUGCGCAUACUGCAGCCUGGCUCCUGUGGGGCCAAACUGGUGUAG
Molecule: messenger RNA, 987 nt
Organism: Corythoichthys intestinalis (scribbled pipefish)
Lineage: Eukaryota; Metazoa; Chordata; Actinopteri; Syngnathiformes; Syngnathidae
Product: trace amine-associated receptor 13c-like
Exons: 2
Coding region: 1-987 (328 amino acids)
Biological process (GO): G protein-coupled receptor signaling pathway
Cellular component (GO): membrane
Molecular function (GO): trace-amine receptor activity
Source: RefSeq, a predicted model, not a curated record